CCGAAGUCCAGUCGCUGCCCUCGGUUUGCCCCUGCAAAAUUUCUGUGCCUUCCCCUUCUCUACCCUUCUUCCCUCUCAGGUUCAGUUUGUAACUUCUGCUUGAGCUUCUGGGCAGACUUUGAUUCUGUAAGUUCCGACGCACUUCAGCUUUGUUUUUCGCUGUAAAUUAUCUGUUUGGUUGCUGAGAAAAUAUCAGAAGCUUUAGGAUUUGUGAGUUUGAAGCAGCCUAAUUAGAGUAUAACGUAGCAUGGUCUACUCAGAAACGCAAAUUGAGUUCUGUUUUAAGUUCUGUGUUUGAUUGUAUUGGUGGGGGUUGGUUUUUGGACCUGUAAUGGCGGACCAUAGUUUGGUUCUUGGGCAGAAUGGUGAUCUGCCAUUGAGGCAGAAUUCACAUCCGGGACGGGGGCUGAAUCACAAUCUGGUUCCGGGUCAAAGUCAUGGCCUUGCAUUGAGGCAUGCCCCUGAUCAGGAUUUGGAAUUAGGGCAUGGUAGCCAUGAUGAUAAGCAGGGUUUUAGACAUCCCCAUGAUCAUGGAUUAGCUUUCGAUCAGACAAAUGAACAAGAGAUAGCCCUUCAACAUAGGCGCAUACAAAAUCUUGAAGAAGAAGGUUUGGAGUUGGAGCAAGAUAUUGGUGUUGAAACUGAUCAGGAGAAUGUUGAUGUCAAUGAAAAUGACAAUGACCUUGCUCUUACUGUGGCAACUCAUGAGUUGGGUUUAUCAGAUAAUCAUGCAUUGUCAUCGGUGGAGGGCCAUGAUCUUCACGAAAAUUUGGAUUUAGCAAUGGAUCAAAAUCAGGAGAUGGGUAUUGUGCCUGACUCAGACAUGAGUUUGCAGCAAUCCCAGCUUUUAGAUACUCCUCCUGUCCUUCAGUAUCGAUCUCAUGCUAUGACAACUAAUCACCAGCUGGCUGUUGGGCAAGAGUUUCCUGAUGUUCAGAGCUGUCGAAGGGCACUGAGAGAUGCUGCUAUUGCCCUUCGCUUUGAGAUGCAGACUGUCAAGUCUGACAAAACUCGUUUCACUGCCAAGUGCGCAACAGAAGGAUGCGCUUGGCGAAUUCAUGCUGCAAAGCUGCCUGGUGUCCCUACUUUCACAAUAAGGACCAUCCAUGAGGAACACACCUGUGGUGGAAUCACCCAUCUUGGUCAUCAACAAGCCUCUGUCCAGUGGGUUGCAGAUUCUGUGGAACAACGUUUGAGGGAAAAUCCUAAUUACAAGCCAAAAGAGAUACUAGAAGAGAUUCACCGAGUUCAUGGCAUUGCAUUAUCGUAUAAGCAGGCAUGGAGGGGAAAGGAACGCCUCAUGGCAGCUGUUCGUGGAUCCUUUGAAGAAGAUUAUCGACUCCUUCCUCAAUACUGUGACCAGAUCAGAAGAACCAAUCCUGGAAGUAUUGCACAGGUUUAUGGGAGUCCUGAUGAUAGUUCCUUCCAACGCCUAUUUGUUUCAUUACAUGCAUCUAUAUACGGGUUUCUGAAUGCCUGUCGACCUCUUCUUGGGCUUGAUAGGACUCAUCUGAAAAGUAAGUAUCUUGGGACUUUGCUUUUUGCUACUGGGUUUGAUGGAGAUGGAGCUCUGUUUCCAUUAGCGUUUGGGGUGGUUGACGAAGAGAAUGAUGAAAAUUGGAUGUGGUUUCUCUCUGAGCUGCGUGUCCUGCUUGAAAAUUAUGCAGAGUACAUGCCUAGGCUUACCAUUUUGUCUGAUAGACAGAAGGGCAUUGUUGAUGGGGUGGAACUAAACUUCCCGACUGCUUUUCAUGGGUUUUGUAUGCGCUAUUUAAGUGACAGUUUACGGAAGGAAUUUAAUAAUCCUCUGCUUGUUAACCUUUUCUGGGAGGCUGCUUAUGCUCUUACUGGCAUUGGGUUUGAACAAAAACUUAUUGAGAUUGAAGCUAUAUCACAGGAAGCAGCCCAUUGGAUUAAACAAAUUUCUCCUCGCCUGUGGGCAACAGCAUAUUUUGAGGGGACAAGGUUUGGGCAGUUGACUGCUAAUAUGGUUGAAUCGAUAAAUUCUUGGAUAGUAGAAGCAUCUGGGCUUCCAAUAAUUCAGAUGAUGGAGUGUAUCAGACGGCAUCUGAUGACUUGGUUCAACGAGCGUCGUGAAAUGAGCAUGCAAUGGACGGGCAUACUUGUUCCUUCUGCCGAAAAGUGUGUUUUAGAUGCAGUUGCGCUUGCUCGUACUUACAAUGUGAUUCGUGCAAAUGAAGCCGAAUUUGAAGUUAGAACCCAUGAAGGAUCAGUCACGGUGGAUAUUCGUACCCGUUGUUGUUCAUGCCGUGGAUGGCAGCUAUGUGGGCUGCCAUGUUCUCAUGCUGCAGCAGCCCUCGAGUCAUGCAGGCAACUUGUAUAUCGGUUCACAGAGAGUUGCUUCACAGUGGCAAAUUAUCGGAAAGCCUACUCAGAGACGAUUCAUCCAAUUCCAGAUAGAACUCUGUGGAAGGAGAUAGCUGGAUUCCCAAAUGAAGGUAACCCGGAGAUGUGGAUGGUUAUUAACCCGCCAAAGUCGCUUCGACCACCUGGACGACCAAGGAAAAGGCGAAUUCGCACAGAAGAUGGUAGUCGCACGAAACGAGUUGUGCAUUGCAGCCGCUGUAAUCAGACCGGACACUUCCGAACAACUUGUGCUGCCCCCAUAUAGUCGCCAAUACCCAAGCUCAUACUGUGCAAAGAAGAUAUAGGCUUUUCUCUGUUAGUAGUGUCUUGAUUUGUAUCUUUGCGUGUUCAUAGGCCUUCAUUAGACACAGGAUCUUCCCGUAGGCUUUUUAUUUCGGAUAGUCGAUGUCCAGUUGAUGCUUCAGUCACAUAUUUCGAUCGUUAAUUAGCAACGUAAUCAGUUAAUUAAACAUUCUUAAUCAAUUAGUUCUAUGAGCUUCUAAUUUUUGUUUGU
This is a messenger RNA of Malus domestica (apple), 2881 nucleotides long. RefSeq lists its product as uncharacterized. The record is from RefSeq and is a predicted model, not a curated record. Lineage: Eukaryota; Viridiplantae; Streptophyta; Magnoliopsida; Rosales; Rosaceae. Gene Ontology annotation, molecular function: zinc ion binding.